AUGACGCUCCUGAAACGAGGCAGAAUUCGACUGCUCCUGAAGCUCACCAUUGCACUGGGAUCACUAUCGAUCCUCUCCCUACUAACUCGCAGUGAACCAGGCUGGAAUCCCAGCUCCGUUCUCAGGUACAGCUGGUUGGAGUAUAUAGACUCUGAUGACAGCACAGAGAAAGUGUGCAACUGCUCAGGUAUCUUGCAGGGAGAGAGGGAGGCACUGGAGCAGGCCAAAUUACUGACCAGCGAGAAAGACUUCCACAAGAGUGUUCACAUCCCUGAUGAACAUUACAUGAAUGCAACCGAAGACUGCAGUGCAUUCAAAUUAAGAAGAAAAUACUUAACAUCUCCGUUGAGCCAGGAAGAAGAGGACUUCCCCCUGGCAUACUCUAUGGUUGUGCAUCAUAAGGAUACAGGAAAGGCAAAUGAGCCUCCUCCCAUCAACAUAACCAUAAUGUAUGGAAGUGCCUACAUUGUGGUUAGCCGGGGCUUCAUCCGCAGUGUGUUGGAGGACAGCCGAGUGCCAGCACUGAUGGAGUGGGGCAAAGACACCUUCAUUCCUGAUGAAAUGUUCUGGCUCUGCCUGCUGAGUGGAACCAGCAGCUCAGCCUCUCACGGUCAGUCCUGGCUGCUCGCUGCACGGAAGCGCGGAGGAAUCCGAAGGACCCACUGA
Limanda limanda (common dab) is the source of this 666-nucleotide messenger RNA. Its product is annotated as beta-1,3-galactosyl-O-glycosyl-glycoprotein beta-1,6-N-acetylglucosaminyltransferase 3-like. NCBI's taxonomy places the organism in Eukaryota, Metazoa, Chordata, Actinopteri, Pleuronectiformes, Pleuronectidae. Gene Ontology annotation, cellular component: membrane. The record is from RefSeq and is a predicted model, not a curated record. Gene Ontology annotation, molecular function: beta-1,3-galactosyl-O-glycosyl-glycoprotein beta-1,6-N-acetylglucosaminyltransferase activity. The coding region runs from base 1 to 666 and encodes 221 amino acids. The transcript is spliced from 4 exons.